AUGGACUAUAAGUUUAAAGAGGAUGAUACUUUGACUAAUCCAAGCCUUAGCACAUCAACACGUGACAGAAUAUUUAGCGAAACAAUAGAAUUGAUUGAGUCUGUCGAGAAUUCAGAUUCAAAAAACGAAAUUUUAAAGAAGAUUGCAAGCAACAUAAGCAAACAAGAAGGCACAGAUCUCACUGAUAUGGUUAAUCAAACAAACUUUAUCAAUAUUCUCGUCAAUACUUGCCAAACAGAUAAAUCCGCUGCUAUUCAAUCUUUGCAAUGCAUAAAGGCAUUAAUGAAUAAUUCUGUUGCUCUUAUCAGAUUAUUAUUCGAGAAUAACAUCUUGGAACUUCUAGAAUUCCUACUUACAUCAGAUGAUACGAAAGUCUCUGGAUUUUCCGCCAAAUGCAUGAAGAAAUUACUCAAGCUACUCAAUAAAGAAGGAAUUCAAGUAGAAAUCGACCAAAAUAUGAUUGAUUCUCUCAGCCAUUUCGGUCAAAUUUCAAAAGACGAAUUGAAUGAACUUUAUGUCAAAUUAUUAUAUGAAAUAGUUUCUCAUUAUGAUAUUUUGAACUUUGCUUUUGAUUUCAUUACACAAUUUUUAAUUUUACUUGAACACAGGAGUUCUUCAGUUGUAAGUUGCUACUCUCUUCUCAUAAUGAAAGAAAUCAUUACGAAAUACCCAGAAUUCCAAUACGAAAUCUUUUCAUUUCCAAUUAUCGGAAUUACUUUGGAAACAGACUUGUUUUCUACCAAUUUUGAUAUUAACUCGGUAUUAAAUACAAUAAAACUCUACAUAGAAUUCCAGAAUCCAUUAAUUAUGGACCAAAUUAAACAAAAUCUCAAAAAGAAUGAUUUGGUAGCAUUGCUGAACAUAAAUGAUGAAAAGAUAGUCGAAACUGAUAUUGAUUUGAUAUAUUGCUGUAUCAAUUAUCAAAUUAUUUCAGAUGAUUUUAUUCAAAACUCAGAUUUGAUUCCUUCUCUUAUAAAUGUUCUCGAAAAUUCGAGUUUAAGAAGUAAAAAGAGCGCAAUUCAUUUACUUUUGCAAGAAAAAAUUUCUAAUUUUCUAAAUUCGGAGCAAUUACUUGAAAUAUUCUCUACUGGAGUUGAUAUGCUUCCUAACAUGGAGUCUACACGCUCUGAGUUCAUUUCAAUGAUCUAUAAAUCAAUUGCUUCCCAAGAUCAGCAACUUGUCUUUAAGUUGAAGGAAAUUUUAGAACAGAAUGAUUUCUUUGACAUCCUUGAUGACCUUGAACUUAGUGAACAAGAACAAUUGUUCUUGAUUGGUAUCAAUAAAUCUUUUCAAACUGAUUUUUAA
Messenger RNA from Trichomonas vaginalis G3, 1305 nucleotides. Its product is annotated as armadillo (ARM) repeat-containing protein family. Bases 1 to 1305 code for a protein of 434 amino acids. Lineage: Eukaryota; Parabasalia; Trichomonadida; Trichomonadidae. The transcript has a single exon. The record is from RefSeq and is a predicted model, not a curated record.